Messenger RNA from Haemonchus placei, 882 nucleotides. NCBI's taxonomy places the organism in Eukaryota, Metazoa, Nematoda, Chromadorea, Rhabditida, Trichostrongylidae. The record is from the annotation of a GenBank genome assembly.
AUGCGUGAGACACCGUUUGUUAUGUCGCUCUCGCUUGCCGCUGGGGCCAUCUCAUUAUUCGGAUCUAUGCUUUUUCUCCCUCGUCUCUAUUGGGAAAUGGUUGAUCUGAAAGACGAGGUGUUCGAAGCCGUUGAGAGCUUUAAGGUUGAAACGGAUUCAUCAUGGAUCGAGUUGAUGAACAUGCAGAUUAAUCACAGCCCUCCAUCGAAACCCAAAGAGAAUCCAUUUCUGCGAAGAGAAAAAAGGUUCACAGGUCUUCCCGACUGGUGUCAGUGUGACCUCGUUCCACAGUGUCCACCUGGCCCUCCAGGACCGCCUGGUCCACCCGGAAUGCCAGGAGUUCCUGGUGCGGCAGGUCCUGCGGGACUGGACAAUAUGAAUGGCGGUUCUUACGACAGAGCAUGUGCUCCUCCCGAAGGUUGCGUGAGAUGUCCGGCAGGAGAACGAGGUCCACCAGGACCCGAUGGUCCUCCUGGAUUGCAAGGUCCUCCUGGAAUACCAGGUGUCCCAGCUUUGCCUUAUGCUGUCAUGGGAAAGCCUGGACCACCAGGACCUCCUGGAGAUGCAGGGCCAGAUGGUGUGCCUGGACAUCCUGGAGAACCGGGUGCACCAGGCCAACCAGGAACAUCACGUAAAGGUGCUCGCGGUCCACCGGGAGAGCCAGGACCGAUAGGAGCGCCUGGAAUCACUGGAAUACCGGGUGCGCCUGGAUUGCCAGGUUCCGAUGGUCCUCCAGGCCCGAUAGGCGCUCCAGGGAAACGUGGUGAACCGGGUGCACCAGGAACUGCUGGUAUCGGGGGAGGCAAUGGCAUUCCUGGUCACGAUGCUGAAUAUUGUCCGUGCCCACCACGAUCACUAUUUCUUAUUCGAAGACAGGCCUGA